Rhopalosiphum maidis (corn leaf aphid) is the source of this 6558-nucleotide messenger RNA. RefSeq names its product protein Shroom. The transcript has 18 exons. Gene Ontology annotation, biological process: actin filament organization. Gene Ontology annotation, cellular component: adherens junction; cortical actin cytoskeleton; apical junction complex. NCBI's taxonomy places the organism in Eukaryota, Metazoa, Arthropoda, Insecta, Hemiptera, Aphididae. Bases 254 to 5263 code for a protein of 1669 amino acids. Gene Ontology annotation, molecular function: actin filament binding. The record is from RefSeq and is a predicted model, not a curated record.
UAAGCGUCCUGUCGUGUGCGGUGUGAGUGCGCACGUGUGCAUACCGAUUCGUUUAAGUCUUUAAAGCAUAACUUCUGCAUAAUUAAUAUAAUUUUGUCGUUGAUUUAUUUUUGUGAUUUAUAUGUAAAUGUUUAGUAUAAGUGUGUUUAAGUGGUGCGUAUGAUUAAGUUUCCGUGUGUAUACAAGUACUAUUUUGUCGUCAGAGUCUCAUGUCCGGAGUGUUGCUGAAAAAGAAAAAAUAGUGGCGACCGCCAUGUUCUCCAGCAGGACCCGGUCCAGCGUUCGACUCAAGGAUCCUAAACCGAGGGAGGAUUCAAAUGUCGGCGGUGGAGGUGGUGCUGGUACGUUCACCCGCUGGCUCCGGGAGUUUAGACGUGAGACUUACAAGGUAAAUGCUGCCGGAGGUGUAUCAGGCGGUGGUGGCGGCGGAGGAACUUACCACAGUACUAUGGGCGAAGACAGCAGACGAAGGCACUCAUUCAACGCGCACGACAAGAGCGCUCAACAUCGGGCGGACCAAAGACUGCAGCUGCAGGGUAGCGGCGGCGGAUUGCACGCCUCGCCGGCGUCCAAGUCGCAACCUUGUAGGCGAGCAAACAGCACGGUGGUACCAAAAUCCAGAACAAGGAACGAUGGAUUGUUCACUAAGGCCAACUGUUCUGCCGUGGCCACCAUCAGAGAACUGCCCAGCAGCAAGGAAAACCGCUCCUCGCACGGCAACAACGGUGUCGUCAAGUCCAGUCGUGUAACGACCCGCAUGACUGAAACCUGCGACGGACACAUACCCAGACAUAGGGCCCCACUCCCACCCGUGGAAGUCAAGGACGCGGUUUGUGGACACGAAAAAUUUCCAUCCUGUCCGGCCAUCACCGUCGCGGCGACGACCGUCAAAAGCAAUGGAAUGUCCGUCACCGCGUCCAGAAAGUCCUGGGCGGAAGAGCAGACGGUCAGCAGCAGUAAUAGUUACCCGAAAGAACAACCGCCGCCCAUCGUCCGGCCGUAUCCCAAAAGACUGUCUAACGGGCUUUACACGCAACAAUUGAAGACCGUGAUGGAGCGUUGCGAAAAGGGCAAACCCGAACUGCUAGACCGGGUACGGUCGAUGAGAACCAAAAACGGCGGUGGCGGUUACGCGGAAAGACUGCAGCAACCCGCUGAGAAACACUUUUGUGUGCCAUUAUCAUCGAUAGUAUUGGAUUCGGUGGACCCGAAAUCUCAACUUACACAAGCGCAACUCGAAAAGUAUUCAAGAGCUUACGACGACUCGCCGCACCGAGAAACAGACGAGUAUUCAAGCUGUUUCGACGGUAGCGACAGCGCGUUGUCCAGCCAUUUAACCAAGGAAGAGCUGGAGCAUUACACCAGGAUUUACGAGGAAAAGUCCACGUCUCAGAUCAGCUUGACCGAGAAAACGGCACCUUCGCACCAGCACCAGACCUCGUACGCGCAGAGCGAAGGGUACCAUAGCUACGUUUCCAGCACCGAUUCCACAUCAACCCCAUUCCUGGACAGAUUGAGGAGAGACAGCGAAUCUGCCGCCGUGGUCGUCAUAAGUAAAGAUUCGGAAAAACCCGUCGCCGCCAUCACCGCUCAGGGGAGGGACUCGAGUGCCAGCUCCGGUUCUUCUAGCGAAACCCUCAAGUGGCACGGUUCCAACAGUGACCUGAGUACCGUAUCCAGUAGCGGGCACCGUGGUACCACCCAGCUCAUUGCGCACAGCGCCAAAGUGUCGGCGCCGCAGAGACACCACUCCGAGUCGGUGCUGAGCGUGACCGACGGUUGGUCAGGCGUCAGCGUUCAGGAGCACAGGGUCGGCAACCAGAGAAAUCUCCGGAAAUUGUUUCCGGUUAGCACGUACACGGUACAACCGGCAAUGGUCGUAGACGAAAAGACUUCACCAAAAUCUCCACCAGCGCUGACGGUAGCUGAACGUAUCAACGAAUUAGAAAAGCAGCAACAACAGCAGCAGCAACAGCAACAACAGCUACAACAAACACCCAAUAAGUUCACGUAUUUUGACCCGGAAAAGAAGCACAGAGUGGCGGACCACUCGCUGAGAGCUAUACAGAAACGAGCCUUGUUGUCUUUCUACGAAAGGCACCAGCCCGGGUCGUCUUGGAGGUCCGAGCCACAACUAUCGCCACCGCCACCUAGACCACCGCCGAUACCUUGCCGUCCACGGUUGCCCACUCCGCUGUCUAGGCGCUCGUCCAUUUCGUCCGAAUACGACACUCCGGCCACUUGGAAUGAUGAUUGUUCAAAAGAUGACAGUUCAGUCGAAGAAGCGAGCAACGCCAACUCCAAGGAACUCAAUAAAAACAAUCCGCUAAGGAGUUCUAGUUGUGGUUCGCUGUCAACAGCAAUUCUUGGGCCUAUGGUACUUGGACCAUCGAUAUCGAUCGAUGAUUGGGUUCCCGAACUACCACCUAAGAAGAAACAGGUCGCUCGGCAGCAGACGCCCCAAGCGAAACGAGAGCCAAGUCCGGACUUGCCGCCACCACCGCCGGUGGUUGACGAUGACGAGCAAAUGUUUGUGUCGGACGAACCGUUGCCGCCACCGCCACCGGAAGCCAUCUGGCCGAAGCCUGAAUCGCUGAGGAACGAUAAGUUCCUACGCAAUGGCAAAGAGAAGAGACUGGAGAGCAGCUUUAGCGCCGUCGAAGAUGUGCUUCUUAACAGAGACUUUAAUGCCAGCUGCGGCGGCGUAUCAGCUGGAUUGUUCAACAACAACAAUCACCACCUAAACGGCCACCAAUAUCAGCACCAGCACAACGCAAUGAGCGAAAAAUCAAAAUCGCUGUCUUACAUAUACGACAGCCACAAAGCAGUGCCGCAAACUCCAGUCAAAUCGUUUGCCAUUGAACUACUGCAACCGCCUCUGCUGCCACCGCCUCCGACGCCAUUACUGACAAGCGCGACGACAACCGACGAUAAACCAAUGCAGUUUCCGCACAACAGCGUCAAAGAAUUUGGUCGUUCGUCGAGCGUCCGUCGUAACAAACUCACCAUACCCAACAAGGACUACUGUAAGUCUGAGUUCUCGGCCCGGAAGUCCGUGUUCCAGGGUUCCGCGGUACCCAAACAGCAGGUGGUCAUGUCCACCGUCAAACCGCCUGCGUUCAGCGCGACUAUUACCACGGUCCAAAGCAACGUGGUCAAACAUCAAAUUUGUACACCACUGAAAAUCGCCAGGGACGUGGACAAGAAGGCCGCGGUGGCCACUGCCAGGUCUCCUUCUGCCUCCAAGACUGUUGCAGUCGUUGGGCCUCUCAAGUCAUCGGGCGUAUUUCCGCCGUCUCUCGAACCCAGCUGUCCCCCGACACUUUACCAACAGAGUCAAUCGAAGGCAUCGUACCUGUCGGCUUACAAGAGAGAGCCGAGGGAGCGCGAGAAAGGACUUCCUAACUUCGAAGGAAGCUACAAGAGGACGGCGUCUCCGAACAGCGGCGGCCGAGGAGACGCCGCCGCAGCCGUGGAACCGCAAGAUGUGGAAAACGUGGCGCCAGACGGAAACGAUUGCUGCAGUAAUCUAUUGGAUUCGGGAGGCGGUCGACUGCAAUCCCUACAGCUGGACCACCACCACCUCCACCACUUUAACAACAACAACAACAACAACAACAACAACACAGCAACUAGUCAACAACAGUCGUCGCCAGGCAAACAGCAGGCUAUCGACGCAAUGGUCACACCGCCGUCACCACCGCCCCCCACAGUGUUGUCCGAGCGGCCGGUCGUCGAUCAGUCCCCACAACAGCAACAACAGUUGUCGAAAACUCUACCGCGCGCUAAUAAUUCAGUCGGACAGGAUUUCAAACGGUCGUCCCGGACGCCCCGCACUCAGUCGGACCCGUCUAAUAUGCCCAACAAGGCGGACUCGGCUAUCACCACGUUGCAGUUGAUGAUGAUGCCGCCGCCCAGGCACUCCGAAUCCGCGUCCAGCCUGCACCUGCAGAAACGGUCGCAGUCCGACCUGUCUCAGGUUGGAUCUACCGAGAGUGGCUAUAGCAGCCUGUCCUUAAACGCACCGUCGCCAUCGCACUCACCCACCAGGCUGUCUUCCGGUGACUUCAGCUCCAGCGGCCCGGCGCCACCACUCCUGAUCCACUCACCGUCGGUCACGGGAGCCGGCGCAGCAACCACUGUCACUGACCUCGACGAGUGCUGCACUUCUACUUGGCACACGGUGGAGCCCGCCGUCGCUGUGACCAACACUGACCAUCGUUACCGCAAUCCGGUGUCCAGGAGCUGUUCGGCGGUGUCGUCGGACGCCUCUUCGCAAACGGACAUCAAGUCCGUCGCCGGUGACACGCCGUUAGCAGUCCGGCGCAAGUCACCCGAAGAGAUUGAAUGCGAAGAACUGUCCCGCGAUCUCAUCAGCCACCUGUCACCGUCCGACAAACUCCACAACAUACUGGAAAUAAAGGACAAAGCUCCCGGACCAGACGUCAAACGUUCUACAGACUAUGUUUCUCCGUUGUUCCGCAUGGACUUGGUGCCCAGGUCCAGAAAUUCGGUCGCCGAAAAACCGAUCGACUGCAGUAGCAUCGAUGUCUACUGUGGCCCAAACACCACCUCCACAAUAAGCACCUCCUCGUCUACCACCGCCGCCGGACUGUCGGCCAACUCAUCCUACUACACUACGUCCGAACCGAAGGCGAAACUCCUGAAUCUGCAGCAUUACAGCCGGCAGAUACAACCGCCGGUCGAAUGCAACGGGAUCGGAAACUUGCAAAAGAAAAAGGCGGACCUAGUGUCUCGACUUGACAGAAAGCUGAAAGUACUCCGAGAUGAACAAAUCGCGCUGACCGAAGAGGCAGCGCUGAACGAGACUCUGGGGAUAUCGGUGGCCGAUCGGGUUAAGUCUGUAGCCAAGCCUCAGGAAGCCAAUAAGUUCAAAACUCACGUACAGGAAGUGGGCCACAUUACCAGUCUACUACUGAGCCUGAGUGGACGUUUGGCCCGAGCGGAAAACGCACUACUCGAUUUGGACGCAGAUCAUCCGGAAAAGAAGGCGCUGGAGGAGAAAAAGUGCAAGCUGACCGGUCAACUGGAAGAGGCCAAGGAACUAAAGGAAAACAUCGACAGGCGCGGCGACUUUGUAUCGACCAUACUGAGUCGGUAUCUGACGGCCGAUGAGUACUCAGACUAUGACCAUUUCAUCGCGAUGAAAGCCAAAUUGCUGAUCGACGCACGCGAGAUUGCGGACAAAAUACAGCUGGGCGAGGAGCAGUUGCGCGCGCUCAAGGAAACCCUCGAAGACUAAAAUUAAAUUUUAAACGUUGAUACGUUCAAAACACAUGUUACAUAAAAAUAUAAUAUAAAUAUAAAAAUAUGUUCAUGUGAUAGGUGCAGUAAAAAAUAUAUAUAUAUAUAUACAUAAUAUAAUAAAAUAAAUUACGAUAGGGUGACAAAAUCAUAAAAUAUAAUAUAUUAUAGUAAAACAAAACCGCAUUUGAGCGUGUACAUAUAGUUUGAGGAAAACUUUGUAGGAAAAACAUUUUGACUGAAUCACAGAAAUGAUUUAAACGGGGUUUGCCCGUCAGAUCUCUACAAUCAGAACGCCUCACGUCUUAUCAUUUCUCUCCUACCCCCAUAACCAAUCGCUCGUACGUCGAAGUCGCAUCGGCUCUAUACGUGAGUGUUUGCGUAUGUGUUUUAUACUUAUUUACUCUCGAACAACGUGUGUGUGUUUUUUAAUAUUUCUGUGUAAAUAUCUACUCAAAAUCGUAUAGGUCGAGAUGAGCAUAAAUUAGUCAUAUUAUUGUAUUGUUUUCACUAAAACCAUAUGAAACGGUCUUCUCUAGUCGACGAGACCUGUCGCUUGCCCACCCCCAUUGGCGAUGUCCCGUCAAAACGUAAUAAUAAUAUUAGAUUGUAACAUGAUAACAUGCUGUAAUAAUAUUAUGUUCGGUUGUUACAGCGUGUGGUUAGGAUAUAUUUUUAUUUAUAAAAUGCGAACGAUAAUAUUAUUAUUAAAUCGGAGAAUCAAACUGCUAUUCGCAUUCGCUAUCCGCACACAGAAACACCCCAACCAACCCCCUCGCGAACCCACCCAUCGCACACCAUUCACAGUGUUCUGAUAUUCGCCACUCCAAUCGAGAAAACGAAAUCCGAUUUGGAUCGCAAAAGUCAUGGGUGACGAAUGUAUAGCAAUAAAUAGGUACAAACUGAAUAAAAACUGAAAUAAUAUUUAUCAUAUAACAAUGUAUAAUACUAUAUUAUUCAAUAUUAUUAUAUGUGUGUGCGCGUGCGCCCCUUGUACCUCUGUGCAGAGAUGAAUUAUAAUAAUAUACAUCGUAGUUUAAUAUCAUAUUAUUAUUAUUUUUAAAAGUCUUAAUUUAUCCUUGUUAUGCAUUUACUGUAAAUAUUUUUAGUGAAAUGUAUUGUUAAAUCUAACAUAAUAUCGUGUUGUAUUAUAAAUAUUAGAAACCGUGUGUGUGUGUAUUGUACAGAUUUUAAUGAAGCAAAUAUAUUAAUAUAGUGAACCGUCUUGGUGCUAUAAUAAAAAUGAUUUUUACGCUUUACUUUGUUUUUUCCGCCCUAGUGGAAUUCGUUACA